UAUGGAUCAUAACUAAUUUGUAUGCAAGUUUCUCACUAUAUGAUAGGGUAUUGAAAUCGCCAAGAAAUUCUAACAGUUCUUUGCUCACAUGAACAAGUUUUGUUAACAAUUUUUGAAGGACUAGAAUGUACCUGAGAUCCCGACCGCAACAGAGAAGAAGAAGGAACGAGACCCAAAUGCUCCAAAAAAGCCUUUGACACCCUUCUUUUUAUUUAAUUAGAAGUACAGAGAGAAGGUAGUUGAACGAAACCCAGGUAUUGAUAUUUAGUAAAUAUACAUAGAGAUUAAGCUCACUUAGAUAUCUUAGAUGGCUGGAAAUAAAUGGUCAUCUAUGAGUGAAUAGGAGAAGAAAGUAUAGAUUUUUACUAUUGUCCAUAGCCUUAUCUCGACCAAUACAAUGCAGCUAAGGAAAUAUAUGAAUAAGAGUUGAAAGAUUACAAUGAGAAAAAUGGUAUUCAAACCAAUGAUAAGAAACGCAAGAAGUCAGAGAAAGUAAUAUGAAUCAUUAACAAACAAUAGUUUGAUGAAAAAUCAAUGAAAUCUGCUGUUGAUCACAAUGUUGAUGACUUUGAGUCUGAAUCUAUUCAACCUGCCGCCAAACAUUAGCAAUAAAUCAAACAAUAAUAAUAGAAGCAAAGCAAUAAUGAUGAUUAAGUCAAAUAGUAAGCAGGAAAAUAGACUAAAUAAUAACCAUAGCAAAAAUAAAAUCCAGCAUAGACAAAAAAAGGUAAGCAUGUAGAAAUAGAUGAUGACAUCCAAAGAGAUAUUGAUUAGGCAAUGAGCAAUCCAAAAUAGCCAUAAAAAAAAUAGAAAAAAUGA
Paramecium octaurelia is the source of this 819-nucleotide messenger RNA. The record is from the annotation of a GenBank genome assembly. NCBI's taxonomy places the organism in Eukaryota, Ciliophora, Oligohymenophorea, Peniculida, Parameciidae.